CUCUUGGCUGUUGGGUCUUUGCAGAGGGACAGUCCAAGUAUAAAUACAUAAUUCUGAGGCUAAUCCAUGUGAGUCUACCUGAGCAGUUGUGCUUCCAGGCUGUGUGUGUGCAAAAUCCACCGGUGUUGUGUUCUUUAUUUGGAUGUGCAUUAAUUAGCCCGGACAUACCCGGAUUGAGGUAUCAUUAAGGCUUGUUCUGUUGUUGUGGCCGUUCAAGUUGUCAGCAUUUUUUUGUAAACAUCACUGUAUGUCCGCCCGUCAAAACAGCUCGAAACUAUAAUUUUGUGUCAUAUCACCCACUUCAAGCCAACAAGAAACCCAUCUGCCAACUGCAAGAACCCAGCCAAGCAGGACUCAGGACGAACGAGAUUGUGGAUCACCAUAGAAGAGAAGAAGAAGAAGAGCAAGUGUUUACGAAUAAGAUACAGCCUGCCUAAUAAUCAUCAACCGACUACAUAUUUAUCUCGAUGGGUCCAGAAGUAAUCGACUAUGAGUCACCCAGUUCCACAUUCGCCCUUGCAUUUUCUCCCUUGGGCUCUUCCUCCAAUUCGAAAUCACAUGCGAAUCAACUACCUGACCUGAAGCUUGCGGUGGGGACGGCGAUGGAAUCGUAUUCUAGUAAUCAUGUGACGAUCGUCGGACUCAGCGGGAGCAGCUCAAAUUGCUACGAUCCAUACGAUGAUCCGAUGAACUCAUUCACCAACUCCACACAUCCUCAGUUACACCCUCUGGCCACCGCACCCCAUCCCUAUCCUCCUACCGCUCUGGCCUUCUCACCGAUCCGAUUGAGCGAAAGUCUCCAAGCUAGUAGUAGCUCCGGUCAGAUGGUCCGGACACGCGAAAUGCUGGCAACUAGUUCCGAGUGUAUUCGACUCUGGGAUUUCGCUCAAGGAGUCGCUGAGGACGAUCGUACAUCGGGUUUCGUUAGCGAGAGUCGUAGGCUGGGAUUGAGUCAGAAGGGAACCUCAUACCAGCUGGUGCCUCGGAGUCAGAUGGCCAAUAGUAAAGCCGAUUAUUCCGCACCCCUAACCUCAUUCUCAUGGUCGCAACUGGAUCCAUCACUAAUCGUGACAUCCUCAAUCGACACCACAUGUACGGUCUGGGACAUCUCUUCGAAUUCCGCGAUCACCCAACUGAUUGCACACGAUCGAGAGGUAUAUGAUGUAUGUUGGUCGAGUGCAUCUCGGGAGAUCUUUGCCUCGGUUGGUGCGGACGGGAGUGUGCGGAUGUUCGACUUACGAAGCUUAGACCAUUCGACGAUCCUCUACGAGGCCCAGGGCGGGCCCUUCCAGGCUGGCCGCAACGGGGCAGCUCCAACGCCGAUCUCGCCCGCCGGACCCGGCGCUGCAGCGCCCCUCCUCCGUCUGAAAUUCAAUCCCGUCGAUCCCAAUUACAUCGCCGUCUGCUCUGCCGUGGGUGCUGAUGUUCAGCUGCUUGACGUUCGCGCUCCUGGGGUCCCGAUCGUCGAGCUUAGGGCCCACCAGGCUACGGUAAAUGGCGUAGCCUGGAGCGGAGAUGGAAAUGUUCUUGGCACAUGUGGUGAUGACUGCCAAGUACUAAUAUGGGACCUAUCGGGAGUCCCAUCACUGGGCGGAGGACCGCCCCCACCCCAACCAAACACACGAACAACAACCGCUCACACAAAGACGCUGAGAGAUCCGAUCUUGGCUUACACUGCCCCUCAGGAAGUUAAUGCGCUAACAUGGUCUGAGGCUAAUCGGGAUUGGGUGGCUAUUGGGCUGGGAAGAAGAGUUAGAUGUCUUAAAGUGUAACAAAAAUAAAUCGAGAGAAACAAAACAAUUAAAGAUUAUCAAUCUAUCAAUCGAUACCUGUAUCACAACUCAACCCCAGUCAAAUCAUUAGUACAACUCUUCUCUCUCUCUCUCUCUGUUUCUCUCCUAUACAUACUUUUCUUUUUUCUUUUUUCUAUUUGUUGAGGGGGUCUCAUUUUUAUUUAUUUAUUUUGAUUUCGGUCAUUGACAAAAAAAUCAUGUAUAUAUGCCUGUCUCAAUUGUGUACAUUUCCAUUUUUUUUUCUUAAAUUAUUUCUCUGAUUAAUCUUUUGCAUUCAAAACCUAAACACAACAAAAUCCGAAAGAACAUUUCGAUCAAACUCGGUCAACUUUCUACAAAUCUAGACUGGUCCUCAU
Puccinia graminis f. sp. tritici CRL 75-36-700-3 is the source of this 2149-nucleotide messenger RNA. RefSeq lists its product as uncharacterized. Gene Ontology annotation, cellular component: nucleus. The record is from RefSeq and is a predicted model, not a curated record. The coding region runs from base 468 to 1772 and encodes 434 amino acids. NCBI's taxonomy places the organism in Eukaryota, Fungi, Basidiomycota, Pucciniomycetes, Pucciniales, Pucciniaceae. Gene Ontology annotation, molecular function: protein binding. The transcript is spliced from 4 exons.